AUGGCCAUGUCUCUCGGUGAUGACACCCUGCUGUGUAACUACCCCAAGUGUCGGGGAAAGCUAAGUGGCUUUGCCUGGGUCACCGCCUGCUCCCAUGUUUUCUGUGAUCAACAUGGAUCCGGCGAGUUUAGCCGCUCUCCUGUCAUCUGCCCGGCGUGCUCCUCUGCUCUGUCCGGAAAGAUGGACAUUAUGAGGACGGAGCUGUCGCCCUCUGAGGAGUAUAAAGCCAUGGUGCUGGCAGGUCUGCGACCAGACAUAGUCUUGGACAUCAGUUCUCGUGCUCUUGCCUUCUGGACCUACCAGGUCCAUCAGGAGCGUAUGUACCAAGAGUACAGUCUAUCCCGCGCUGACACACAGCUGAAGCAGAUGGAGAAAGUUCUGACCCAGCAGAACCAGAGCAGAGAACUAGAACUCACUGCCAUGAGGGGCGAGAUUUCCUCACUGAAGAAAGUGAUGGAGGAGUACAAGAGGAAGUACAGUGAGGUGUCUGAGAGGCUGAUGGAGAGGAACAGGCAGUACCAGAAGCUGCAGGGGCUCUACGACUCCCUGAGGCUGCGCAACAUGGUGGUGGGAGCUGGAGACCGAGAGAUGCCAUCACACCAUGGGAAUCAGGACCUAAACAUUGCGAUGGCACGGCAGGUGACCCCUAAGAGGACCCCUCGGUUCCUCUCCGCUGGCGCCUCUGGUGAAGAGCGUUUCUUCUCCUGCCUGGAGGCCGAUGGAGCCAAGUCCUUCUUCCAGCUCAGCCCUCCAGGAAGGGAGAACCGUCCCUUCAUCAAUAAGCACUGA
Messenger RNA from Cyprinodon variegatus (sheepshead minnow), 789 nucleotides. RefSeq names its product cyclin B1 interacting protein 1, E3 ubiquitin protein ligase (gene ccnb1ip1). Gene Ontology annotation, molecular function: ubiquitin protein ligase activity. Gene Ontology annotation, cellular component: synaptonemal complex. The record is from RefSeq and is a predicted model, not a curated record. Gene Ontology annotation, biological process: reciprocal meiotic recombination. NCBI's taxonomy places the organism in Eukaryota, Metazoa, Chordata, Actinopteri, Cyprinodontiformes, Cyprinodontidae. The coding region runs from base 1 to 789 and encodes 262 amino acids. The transcript has 4 exons.